UUGGAGUUUGACCUUUGAUCUAGCACAAAGACCAUAAGGGGAAUUGCUCACUGACAGGACACAGAGAUUCUCCAGUUGUGCUCCUUGUUUUACCCUAAGAACUUUUUGUGACAGCUAUUUGACAAUAUUCAGAUGACCAAUGGAACCUUACUUGGAUUCGACUUGUGAGAACAUUGACCUGUUGGAUUUGCUGUUUGAUAAAAAUGACGGGAUCCUCCGCCACGAGAGGAUAGAUCGCAGCUCCCAGCCCUGGCCCUCGGUGGAGCCUAUUUCUGAACAGCAAUUGAUGCAACCACAGUCCAACGAGGACUUCCUGAGUGCUCUCUUGAGCGGGGUUGACCCCCCCUCCUCCACCUCGGGAUCACCCCAGUGGUCCCCCUCUCGCAGCGACAGUGGCAUCAGUGACGACCUCGUCUCGGAUCACAUGGACAGCCCCAUGGCCCCCCACAGCCCCCCCGUCGACAGCCAGUUCAUCUACCCCUCACCGCAGGCUAGCAACACCCUGGACCACACAGAGGCAGAGCUGCCCAUUGACAUGAAUGGCUGGGAGGCCGGCAUGCUGCAGGUCAGGCCAGAGGAGAUGCUCUACAGGCCCCUGGAGCAGAGGAGCCAGCUGCCCUCUGCUUUCCCCCUGACCGUCAAGGAUCUGCUCCUCUCCUCCACCAAGACUGACACUCUCCCACAGGCCUCCCAACACUCCGUCCAAGAUCUGAUCCUGAAUGAGGAUGAGAGAAAACUGCUGGCCAAGGAGGGGAUGGUGCUACCUACCCAGCUGCCCCUCACCAAGUAUGAGGAGAAAAUUCUGAAGAAAAUCAGGAGGAAGAUUCGCAACAAGCAGUCUGCCCAGGAGAGCAGGAAGAAGAAAAAGGAAUAUAUCGACGGGCUGGAAAGCAGAAUGGCAGCUUGCUCAGCGCAGAACCAGGAGCUGCAGAGGAAGGUCUUUCGGCUGGAGAAGUGCAACAUGUCUCUGAUGGAGCAGCUCAGGAGACUGCAGGCCAUGGUUAUGAAUGGAUCUAAUAAAACGGCACAGACAGGCACAUGUGUGCUGGUGCUCCUUCUCUCGUUCUCUCUCAUCUUGUUCCCCAGCCUGAAGCCGUUCUCUGACAGCAAGGUCAGGAUGGAGGGAGACUUCAGUCCAGUUAGGGUUCAGUCAAGGUCCUUGCACAACAUCGAUUCGUCGCGCGUGGUCCACGCGUACAACCGACACUACCCCAUGCCAGAGGAUCCCACGGCCAUGGAGGCCCUCGCUCGGAACAAACAGCUGGACGAGGUGCGGUCCUUUCUUGAGAAGUUCACCCUGGGCGAGAGGCUGGCCGCCGCCGACGACUUUGUGGACGCCAUCCCUCGCAACGGAAGUCUCCAUGGCCACCACCACCUCCAUCACCCCUAUCACCACCAGCACGGCGACCCCAUUACCGGUCACACCACCACCGUGACCUUGAGGCCUGGGAGAAAGGUGCGCCCACAUGCCGAUGACAUGUGAGGAGGUCACAUGGAGAAGGUCCGACCUACUGCAGCUUAAUGCGCUUCAUGUGGAGAGAAUCACGACGAGGACGAUGGAGAGAGAGCGGGAUGGACGGAGAAAUGGAAA
Engraulis encrasicolus (European anchovy) is the source of this 1591-nucleotide messenger RNA. RefSeq names its product cAMP responsive element binding protein 3-like 3a (gene creb3l3a). Gene Ontology annotation, cellular component: nucleus. The record is from RefSeq and is a predicted model, not a curated record. Lineage: Eukaryota; Metazoa; Chordata; Actinopteri; Clupeiformes; Engraulidae. Gene Ontology annotation, biological process: regulation of transcription by RNA polymerase II. Gene Ontology annotation, molecular function: DNA-binding transcription factor activity, RNA polymerase II-specific; RNA polymerase II cis-regulatory region sequence-specific DNA binding. The transcript is spliced from 10 exons. The coding region runs from base 140 to 1483 and encodes 447 amino acids.